Colletes gigas is the source of this 1203-nucleotide messenger RNA. RefSeq lists its product as uncharacterized. Bases 1 to 1203 code for a protein of 400 amino acids. NCBI's taxonomy places the organism in Eukaryota, Metazoa, Arthropoda, Insecta, Hymenoptera, Colletidae. The transcript has 6 exons. The record is from RefSeq and is a predicted model, not a curated record.
AUGGUGACCAUAUUAUCUAUAAAUCCUCAUAAUAAUGAGUUUCAAGUUGUUAGAGCCUUUCUGUUGCAUCCACCAGCAAUUCUAGAGGAGACACCAUUUAAUUUCUGUAACAAUUUACUUCAAAAUUACAAUCCCAGAAUUUCUGGAGUUGCAAUUCUCUGUUAUCAGGAAUCGAAACGAGCAUGCUGCGCGAACACUUUCUCCCCGAUUUCUGCCAUCGAUAAUCAGCAGGACAAUCGUUAUCGGUCGACGAUCAGAAAGCCCAAAGAGAGCUGCAACCUGAGAAAGUGCAAGUAUGCCAAAUCGCAGGCGGAAACCACAUACUGCAAUACCCAGAAACUCCUAGACAAGAUUCAGAGCCUGAAGAAAAGCAUUCAGGAGGCGGAGAACACUCAAUCGCGCAGCAAACAGGGAAGCAGUAAAAGGAGAGAUGUCCCUAGUCAAACGCAAGAGCUAAAGGUAACGGACUUGAACACCGCCAGGGAAGUCGUAAACGACUGCAUAAUGCAGAUGACGAAAUUGAAAACGUUUCUGAACGACGAGAAUUGUUGGUGGAAGAUGUUCAAGACUCUGGAGUUCGACUGCUGCGAGCAGAAACUACCUCAUCUGCACGGGUAUUUGGAUGGAACGAUGGUUACUUUAAAAAUGUUGGAAGAGACGCUCGAUAGGGAUGACAAUUUCGCGACUUCGACGCCGAUAAAAUCGAACUCGUUAACAACAGUCGACUCUAACGCGGUACCUGAACGGAAGAAACUGUUCAGGGAACAGUAUACUGACAGUUGCGAAGAAGAUACGAGAAAAUACAAGGAUUCUGGCAUUGGUCGUAGUCUGAGCUUCCAAUUGAACGAAUUAAAAAGCCACGAGUCCUGUCAACGAAACUGCCCAUUUUCUUGUACGUCUGAAAAUCAAUCUAAAGCUCCUGACGCUAAGGACGAAGAGACGAACAAUUUAAUUACGUUCGAUUCUGAACCACCAGAAAGUUUAGAAAUGGUGGAGAAGUUCGUGGGAACGGAAGCUAGAAUCAGCUCUAUGGUAAAAUUACCGAGAGAAUUACGGUUCGGCAGAAGCUCAACCGAACUCGGAGAGACAUCGAGAAUCAGGACAACGUUCAGCAGUGAAAACACAGCGAAUAGGAAGAUUAUUGCUGCCGACAUAAGUACCUCGACGGAUUUAAUUGUGGUACUGUUGAGGAUGAAUUAUUAA